GGAGGAUGUGGGGGCGCGGAGCUGAGAGGCCGGGGGCGGGCUAAGGCGCGGGGGAGCACGGGUCCCGGGACCCGGUGAGGGUUCCACACCAGGCCUUCAGUAGUGGGCAGGACGCAGGCACCCGCGCCCAAGGGGAGCAAAGCCGGGCUCGGCCCGAGGCCCCCCAGGCCCCCCGUCUCCCAAUGCCGGAGGUUCCCUCCCAGGAAUCCACCACGUGACAGCCGGACCGCCCUCUCUGAAUAGAGGAGCCCUGUUAGCGCCAUGGCUCCCAGGAAGCGGCUCUGCCUUCCCGUCCUGCUGUUGCCACUUCUGUCCCUGCUGCUGCCCCAGGCAGACAAUCGGUCGUUCAUAGUGGAUCGGAUAAAUGACAGAUUCCUUCUAGAUGGGGCCCCGUUCCGCUACGUGUCUGGCAGCCUACACUACUUUCGGGUACCACGGGUGCUUUGGGCAGACCGGCUUUUCAAGAUGCGAAUGAGUGGCCUCAACACUGUACAGUUUUACGUGCCCUGGAACUACCAUGAGCCAGAGCCUGGGGUCUAUAAUUUUAAUGGCAGCCGGGACCUCUUUGCAUUUCUGAAAGAGGCAUCUCUAGCGAACCUGUUGGUCAUACUGAGACCAGGACCUUACAUCUGUGCAGAGUGGGAUAUGGGGGGUCUCCCAGCCUGGUUGCUUCAAAAACCUGAAAUAAAUCUGAGAACCUCAGAUCCAGACUUUCUUGCUGCAGUGGACUCCUGGUUCAAGGUCUUACUGCCCAAGUUAUAUCCAUGGCUCUACCACAACGGGGGCAACAUCAUUAGCAUUCAGGUGGAAAAUGAAUAUGGUAGCUACAGAGCCUGUGACGUCAACUACAUGAAGCACCUGGCUGGGCUUUUCCGUGCGCUGCUAGGAGACAGGAUCUUGCUCUUCACCACAGAUGGGCCUGAAGGACUCAGAUGUGGCUCCCUCCAGGGCCUCUACACCACUGUGGAUUUUGGCCCAGCUGACAACAUGACCAAAAUCUUUGCCCUGCUUCGGAACUAUGAACCCCAUGGGCCACUGGUGAACUCUGAGUAUUACACAGGCUGGCUGGAUUACUGGGGCCAGAAUCACUCCACACGGUCUGUUUUGGCUGUAACCAGAGGCCUAGAGAACAUGCUGAAGCUGGGAGCCAGUGUGAACAUGUACAUGUUCCAUGGAGGUACCAACUUUGGAUACUGGAAUGGUGCUGAUGAGAAGGGGCGCUUUCUUCCAAUUACUACCAGCUAUGACUACGAUGCACCAAUAUCUGAAGCAGGAGACCUCACACCUAAGCUUUUUGCUCUUCGAAACGUCAUCAGUGAGUUCCAGGAAAUUCCCUUGGGACCUUUACCUCCCCCCAGCCCCAAGAUGAUGCUUGGACCUUUGACCCUGCAUCUGGAUGGGGAUUUGCUGGCUUUCUUAGACUUCCUGUGCCCCCAAGGGCCCAUCCAUUCAAUCUUGCCCUUGUCCUUUGAGGCUGUCAAACAGGACCAUGGCUUUAUGUUGUACCGGACUUUUCUGCCCCAUCCCAUUCCUGAGCCAACGCAGUUCUGGGUGCCUAACAAUGGAGUCCACGACCGUGCCUAUGUAAUGGUAGAUGGGGUGUUUCACGGUGUCUUGGAACGAAACAUGAAACACCAACUAUUUUUGACGGGGAAAGGUGGGGCCAAAUUGGACAUCUUACUGGAGAACAUGGGGAGGCUCAGUUUCGGAUCUAACAGCAGUGACUUCAAGGGCCUACUAGAGCCACCAGUUCUGGGGCAAAUGGUCCUUACCCAGUGGCUGAUGUUCCCUCUGAAUGUUGAUAAGCUCGUAAAGUGGUGGUUUCCCCUCCACUUGAUGAAAAGUACACGUCCUCAAGCUCCUUCUGGCCCCACCUUCUACUCCACAACGUUUCCAAUUUUCGGAGAAGGCGGGGACACUUUUCUCUUUCUACCUGGAUGGACCAAGGGCCAAGUCUGGAUCAAUGGGUUUAAUUUGGGCCGGUACUGGACAAAGCGAGGGCCCCAACAGACCCUCUAUGUGCCACGACCUCUGCUGUUUUCUAGAGGAGGCCUCAACAAAAUUACAUUGCUGGAGCUAGAAAGCGUGCCUCUCCAGCCCCAAAUCCAGUUUGUGGAUAGGCCUAUACUUAAUAGCACUUCACAUAAGACAUUUGUCUAUUCCCUCUCAGUUGAAACGCCAAGCGCCCCUGAACCAAUGGAGUUAAGUGGGCACUGAAAGAAAGGUAACCUUGGACCCGGGACAUGGAGUGGGCAGGAUCCCUUGGUGCUGGCCACGGUGACCGCCAGGAACCAAAGGCCACAACCUGAAUGCAAUACAAGUGCAGUUUCCUUGCCAAACUUUAUUACGAUUAAAGUUCCAGAGACAGUACCAGCUCCACACCCCUCUAUGGCCCUGUCUUUGCCCUGGUUCCUGAGUGUCCUUCUUAAUCUUCCAAAUACUCCGGUUUCACGGGAAAGAAGAAACCUAGGGCUACUGUGAAUGCACCCUCUCAGGGCCCAGAGUUGGCCCAGGUGCAGCUGUAAAGAGGUCAGGAAGAGGGCUUGGCGGCCUGGCAGCGGUGAUCCCGGAGGCAGCGUGUGGAGCAGAAAGAGAAGUCAAGAUAGUGAAAGGGAAUGAGGCCUUGGAGGGAUGUCCCACAACUCCAGCAGCGCCUGGACAAGAGGAAGAUAGAUGGCUGAACAGGUACCCCAGAAACUUUCCAAUCCAAGCUCUUCCCCGCUCCUCCGGCCAUAUCUGGUUUUGUUCCAGAGGUUUUCUCAGAACAUCUCAAGUCCCCCCUCCCCCCAACAGCCUUUUGGAGGACUCUGCAGCAUUCAUUCCACUUGCCCACACCUGGCCCUGUACUUACUGAGCACAAAGGGUUGCAGGACCGGGUGUCUGCGGGGUGGAGACUCCCAGCUGGGCAGCCAGCCUGCGCUCUGCGGCCAGAGCUCUCUGAGGGGAAGAGAAGUCUUAUUAAGGACAAGGCCCCAGAGCUGGACAGGGUGCCUGCGAAGUGACAGCUGCACGCUGGGAAGGGGUCAGACCUCUGAGGAAAUCAGGGCUGUGGAAGAGAGAACCUCCAGCCUCACCUUCUCACGAUCGCUGAGGGCGGCAAAACGCCGCUGCUCUUCUUGCUCCCUCUCCUCCUGCUCCCGCUGCUUCCGCUGCUGUUCCUCCCUUUGCCUCCGGGCAGCCUUCUGCUCCCUUUUCCGCAUAGCCUGCCGUGCCUCCAUUUCUGGCGUCAGUGGCCCUGGCACCUGGAGGAUUUCCAGGGAGGUGUAAGGUAAGACCCAUACAAACUGUCCUUGGGAAAACUAUAAGAAAGUGGAAAAGAUCUUAGCCAGGAUCAAUGCUGCCUUCCUACUCUACUGCUGCUUCCUUUUCCAGCUGACCUGAGCCUUGCUGUAAUCGUAAGCAUCUGGAUUCUUCUCCAUGAACCUUCGGAACUCAUUACGCGUUGACUUGUCAGCUGCAACCGUAUAUGGUGGCCGGGCCCGGGAGUCCCUAGGUGCGAAAACCCCCCAAAGUGGGUUCAGCUCGCCUCCUCCAUCUCCCAACCUCACCCAAACAGAUCAAAGGGAAUACUGUCAAGUAGCCAGUACCAACGUUAGCCUCCAGAUGAUCCUCUCUAUACCCCAAAGGGCUCGGCUUGGGGACCAUUACUUACUGUACAGUGGGGUCGGCACCUGCCUCCAGCAGCAGGCGAACCACUGAGCCUCUCCCAGCUGCAGCUGCUGCAUGCAGGAGGGUGAAGCCAUUGGAGCCCAAGGGGGCACUGAGCAGAGACAGAACUCCAGGGUCUGUGGGGCCAGCAGCUAGCUGGAGUUUCAAUAUCCCAACAUCUCCAGCUCUGCAAGCAGCCAGAAGCAUGUCCCAGAGCUCUGACUGAUCAGGGGUCUUGGCCUCAUCCAGGGAAGGCCCCAAAGGGGCUGCAUGUGCCUGGGCGGACUGUGAGAAGGCCUCAUCUCCUUGAGGUUGCUGGGGAAGAGUCACAUGCACCCCGGCUUCCAGGUCCUGGCUUCUCUCCUUCUUAUUCCUUUUUCUCCUUCUCCGCUUUGGCAAUACCUCAAACUCACGAAGAUCCAGGGUCCCUACUGUCAAUUCUACUAGCUCCAGCUCCACCUGAAAGCUGUCCUCUCCCUCCGACCCUGAACCUAGGGAAAAAUACGAUGUUAGGUCCAUCUAAAGAAAUACACAGAGGGUGGAAGGAUGUGGGCUGCCCCAGAUGUAUAAUAAUGUACAUAAAAAGAGAAUCCAGAUUGUCUUGAAAUGAAA
Canis lupus familiaris (dog) is the source of this 4260-nucleotide messenger RNA. RefSeq names its product galactosidase beta 1 like (gene GLB1L). Gene Ontology annotation, cellular component: vacuole. NCBI's taxonomy places the organism in Eukaryota, Metazoa, Chordata, Mammalia, Carnivora, Canidae. The record is from RefSeq and is a predicted model, not a curated record. The coding region runs from base 262 to 2217 and encodes 651 amino acids. Gene Ontology annotation, biological process: carbohydrate metabolic process. The transcript is spliced from 17 exons. Gene Ontology annotation, molecular function: beta-galactosidase activity.